Paramacrobiotus metropolitanus is the source of this 2494-nucleotide messenger RNA. Its product is annotated as myelin transcription factor 1-like protein. Gene Ontology annotation, cellular component: nucleus. Gene Ontology annotation, molecular function: RNA polymerase II cis-regulatory region sequence-specific DNA binding; zinc ion binding; DNA-binding transcription factor activity, RNA polymerase II-specific. The transcript is spliced from 14 exons. Bases 214 to 2271 code for a protein of 685 amino acids. Gene Ontology annotation, biological process: regulation of transcription by RNA polymerase II. The record is from RefSeq and is a predicted model, not a curated record. NCBI's taxonomy places the organism in Eukaryota, Metazoa, Tardigrada, Eutardigrada, Parachela, Macrobiotidae.
CACCCGUGCCGCCAUAUCUUUUGCAUUCUCCAAUGACAUUACAGAACCUGACAAAUCCAUGAUGGGAAAAACUUCUUGCAUACAGCAUUUUUUAUUGCGUUGGAAUGAGCUAUACUAUACGGUUAUGUAAAUUUCUCUGUUGUUCAAAUCUGUGUGUAAAAGAUAAACACUGUGCCCAGUAACCGCGCGAUAUUUAGAAAUUAAAGGACAUCUAUGGAUGCCACGGACGAGAAAAAAGAGCACACAAGCCGCAUUGCUGAUGCGAGCGGCGACGGCAGCACAGGUAACGCUGAGACAGCAGCCGGAAGUCAUAACCCGGAGAAUAUUUCACAGUCAGAUAUCGCAUGUCCAUCCGGCCAAGGAACGACAUCGGCUCCGGAAACAAUUACCAGCCAAAGUACUGACCAAAUACAUGUUGCAUCGGCCUAUGCUGAUGAUAAUCUGCUGGAGAAAUCUGAAUCAGCUAAUGCACUUUCACCAUUAUCACCGGCUAAGAGUGAUGAAAAUUAUUCAGACGUGGCUUCGUCACUAAAAGAUGGGAAACGGUGCCCUCUCCCCGGUUGUAAUGGCAAGGGACACGUAACAAACCUGUACCAAUUUCAUCGCAGUUUGAGUGGCUGCCCGAAUCGAGACAAGGCUGCUCCAGAAGUAAGUUUUCUCUCCGUGUGUGAUUUAGUUUGGGCUAAACUAAGCGGAUUGGGGAUAACUAAUCCGGCUCGCUGCACCUACCCGGGUUGUUCUGGACGCGGUCACGUCAACGGGAGCAGGAAUUCUCAUCGAAGUCUUUCGGGAUGUCCAUUCUUUGCGGCUACCCGUCCCGCAGCAGCACCCCCGACGAAGCCGGCCUCUACCCCAAGCAAUGCAGGAUCAUGUAUUACAACGGACAUUCCACCGCGUUCGGCAUUCACAUCCCUGCGAACGGGUAACAUUUCACCGGUACAGAGUCCACUCAGUCCACGCCAGAUUGUACCAAAAGCUUCCAUCCCGCCGGCACUGUCCUUCCCAUUAUUCUCACCGUAUCCCGCUGCUGCUGCUGCACCGUUUCUGAAUCCCUUCCAGUAUUUCCUUACCUGUGGUUAUCCCUUCGAUCCCAGCGCGGCUGCCUACUUUUCCGGCUUCACUGCUCCCUAUCGCGGCGUCCUAUCCGGCCGAUUAGACGCAUCCGGCUUAGCCAGCGCACACCGCCAGCUUCCCAUCCAUAAUUAUGAUGAACCAAUAGAUCUUACUCUACCGAAAGUGCUGGUGAAAACCAUUAAUAAGGAUUUAAAGGGAGACUUACCCAUAAUUGUCGACGAUCACCGAUCUGCGGACUCUGAUGACAGUCUGUUGGACAAAGAAUCUUCGCGGAGUUCGUUUGACAACGACUCGUGGGCGUCUAGGCACGAUGACGAAGAAAGAAAACCAUCACCAACACUUCUGGAUAAAGAAAAAUUUUGUUUGGCUGAAGUAUCAGGUCGCACUAUUACCGGAAAAUCGUCUGACACGAGCUCCAGCCUGCUAGAUUUUAAAUGCCCUACGCCGGGGUGCGACGGAACAGGACAUAUAACGGGCCACUUUGCUUCGCACAGGAGCUUGUCGGGAUGCCCUCAAGUGCGCAAAUGCGAUAAAAUUGAACGGGGUGAGCCUCUAAGAUGCCCCGUCGAAGGAUGUUUUGGGGUGGGCCAUAUUUCCGGAAAAUUUUUAAGCCAUCGAAGUGCUUCCGGAUGCCCACUGGCCACUCACAGGCGUUCUCGCGACUUGCGGCAUCGUAGCAUAGAAGAUCUUUCAAAAAAUCAGCUAAAAAGGACACCAGAUAGCGAUGAAAUUGCCCACAACGAUCAUACCGGUACCCCACCAUUUCCUAUCAGCACAAAAGCCUUCAAACGUCCGAAAGGGAGUAACCAAGAGAUAUCCAUAAAAAAGGAGCAGUUCGAUCAUUCAAAUCUUCUUCCACUACAAAGUAUGCUACAGAAUUUACCAGAUAACAGCUCGGACGACACAAUCAGGACUGAAAAAUCUGGAGUGGACACUAAAGGAACUGUCGCCAAAGCGGUUCCCCUAAAGAAAAAGCAGAAAAAACUGGCCAACAACCUGCGCGCAUUACUGACACAUUUAAUUCCGCACGCUGAUCAUCCUUCGGAUUCCGCUGAAGACGAUGCCAAAAAUUAUCUGCAAGCAAUUCGAAAUCACAUCGGCACGGAAGCUUACGAUGCAGCAGCGGAAGACCUGAAAGUUGCGGUGCAGUUAGCUCUUAUGCGUGACCAGCACGAACCAGAACAGCUACAGCCAUAACCACAAGCACCGAAAAGUUAAUCUACUAACACACCGUCAACAGUAGCUGCUGUAUCAAGUUUCGACAAAAAGACGUAACACUGCGUCUAGAAAUUAACUGCUUAAGAGAAAAUUACUCGAAAUCACUAAAUAAUAAUUACAAGUUGCAAAAUCGAAUCUGGUGUACAGGUGUGUUUACAGUAGUAGUGCCAAAAUACGUGCGAAAAUUAUCCUGCUAUUUUCC